Messenger RNA from Entrophospora candida, 15171 nucleotides. The record is from the annotation of a GenBank genome assembly. Lineage: Eukaryota; Fungi; Glomeromycota; Glomeromycetes; Entrophosporales; Entrophosporaceae.
AUGGAAGACGAUUCAGUAGCAACUGUAGGAGAAGUUUCUCAAAAUCCUACCGGACCUGCUAUAACUCCACCAACUUUCGAACCUAUACUUUUACAAGAUUACCUUAAUAAACUUUUACCUAUAGUUCUUGGAGCCGAGGAGCAAGAUUUAAAAAAUUCAUUAUGGAAUGUAUCAGAAACAAUCGAAAAACUUAGAAAAUAUGCUAAUGACCCCCAAAUUAAUGCCAUAUAUGUCAUAAAAGAAAAAGAGGAAAAGAAGGAUGAAGCAGAUGAUCAAUCAAUAAUAUCGUAUUCUUAUCAACUAUCACAAGAAAUAUCAUACAAUUCUAAUCAUGUGGCAUCAAUUGCAGUCAUAAAACAUGUACAGACUUUGGAUUCUACAAGACCAAUUCAAUCACAAAUACAAAUCAUAAACAUACCUGGUCCUGCCUCAAAUGAAUCCGGAUCAGUUGGCGUAAAUCCAUACGAGGCAUUACAUUCUUGUAUUCAUUUGGCUGUUGCUCCUUAUUUUGAUGCUUUUAUUAGUGCAAAAGGUGUUAAUGCAGAAGCAAACGCCACUAGCAAGAAACAUGAUGAUUCUAAAAUGGGAAUUCCAAUGGCAAAAAAGAAAAUUGCAGAAUUGGAAUUAUCUCUCCUUCACUUACAGCAAAAUGUCGACAUACCAGACAUUUCAUUAAACAUCCAUCAUAUUGUACAAAGAGCUGUCGAAAAAUGCAAACAAGAAGCAAAACGUGUUACUGUAGAUGUAAUUGAUCCACAACUUUUGGGUGACUCUAGUUUUCUAAACAAACUCCAAGCUGAUGUUAAUGGCUGGAUUAAAGAAAUUCAAAAGGUCACAAAAUUAUCUCGCGAUCCUGCCAGUGGCACUGCCAUACAAGAAAUUAAUUUUUGGUUGAGCAUGGAAACUGCUUUGGCAGGCGUUGACGAACAAUUGAAAAGUGAUCAAAUUUCAUUGACUUUGGAUAUUUUGAGAACCGCAAAACGUUUUCAUGCCACAGUAUCAUUUAUAGCUGAUACUGGUUUAAAAGAAGCCACCGAAAAAGUUUACAAGUAUAAUCAACUUAUGAAGGAUUUUCCACUUAAUGAAUUAUUAUCAGCAACUGAUAUCGUAAAAGUAAAAGAUGCAUUAAUGAUUAUUUUUAAUCAUUUCAACAAAAAAUUAAGAUUAUCCCCAUAUCCAAUCAAAAAAGCUUUAGCACUUGUAGAAGCAAUAUCGCGUGAUUUAAAUGAACAACUGCUUAAAGUGUUGGGAAAUCGUCGUUUAAUGUAUAUGGGAUAUGAUGAUUUUGAAAAAGUGAUGUCCGGAGCAGAAGAAGUAUUUAAAACAUGGGAAGAAUGUAUUAAAGAAUUUACAAAUGUGGCUCGUGAUGUCACAAGAAAAAGAUCAGAUAAAUUUAUUCCAAUCAAGAUUAAUCCAGCCCAUGAUAAAUUACAAGAACGUGUUAAUUUUGUAAGAGGAUUUAGGAAACAACAUGAACAAUUGCAUCAAACAAUCUUAAAGGUCAUGGCACAACCAAAGAAUACUGCAAAAAUUUUAGUUGAAGGUGAAGAAGAAGCUGCGAGUCAUUUGAAUGAUGAUAAUAAUAUUGACGCAUUGGAAGAAGUUAGGUUAGCGUACGAAAGUGUCAAGGAUAUUGAUGUGUUGGAUGUUUCACUUGAGGGAACUGAAAUUUGGAUGCAUGCGGAAAACGCUUACAAUGAACGAGUCUCUCGUGUUGAAAAUCAAAUUAUUGCAAGCUUGAGGGAUAGACUUGGUACUUGUAAAAAUGCCAAUGAAAUGUUUAGAGUUUUCUCUAAAUUCAAUGCAUUAUUUGUUAGACCAAAGAUUCGUGGUGCAAUUCAAGAAUAUCAAACUUUGCUUUUGGAAUCUGUUAAAGAUGAUAUUGCAAAACUUCAAGUUAAAUUUACUGAACAAUAUCGCAACUCACAAGCAAAUCAUAUGGCUCAACUUCGUGAUUUGCCUUCUAUUUCUGGUGCUAUGAUUUGGGCCCGUCAAAUAGAUCGUCAAUUACAAACUUACAUGAAACGUGUUGAAGAUGUUUUGGGUAAAGGAUGGGAAUUGCAAAAAGAUGGUGAACAAUUGCAAAAGAAAAGUAAUAAUUUCAAAAAGAAAUUAGAUACUAGACCGAUUUUUGAAGCAUGGCAAGCUGAUAUUAGUAAUCGUCGUGAUUUGAAUAUUAGUGGUAGAUUAUUUGAGAUUACAAGAAACCGAGCACAGGGUCAAUUACAACUUGGUGUUAAUUUUGAUCCACAAAUUAUUACAUUGUUUAAAGAAGUUCGUAAUUUACUUUGGUUGGAUCAUCAAGUUCCACAUAAUAUUAGCAGUCUUGCAAAAGUUGCCAAGCGUGUAUAUCCUUUUGCCGUCAGUCUUAUGGAAACAGUAAGGACUUAUGCACAAACUGUACAAAAGGCCAAAGAGCACCCUGAAAUCAUUAUGCUAGUUGCUAGUUAUCGUAAUGAUGUACAAGCUCAGAUUACUAAGGGAAUAAAUCACGAGUGGCUUUAUUUUGUAGAAACUUAUGAUCGUCAUUUUCAUCCUAACAUUGGUUCUAUGGAUUCUCAUGAAAAUCAACACGUAAUUUUUGUCAGAGAAUUUGCAAAGCAAGUAUCAAUAUUCCAAGAUAAAGUUGAUGCAUUGAUUACUACUUAUGAAGAUAUUUCUAGAUAUAUUGAUGAAUUAAAAACAUGUCCAUAUAAAAAGAAUAAAUUCCAAGGAAAUCUAGAUAAAAUCCAAAAGCUUGUUGACAGACUUAACUUAGAAUCUUAUUCAAAUCUUAAAUCUUGGGUUUCAGAACUUGAUCAACGUAUUGAAACAGUUCUGGCUCAACGUUUAGAAAAUGCUAUUACUGCAUGGACAAAUGAAUUCAUGAUUGCAGGCGAUGAUUCUCCUAAUGCAAGAGAAUCAACAGGACGCGAAGUUGUUUCCAUAAGUGGUAAAAUUGUCAAAAAGCCUAAACGCCGUGCCACUAAAAGUGAUUCUAUUGAUGGUGAAAAAACACCGCUUACUAAAUUAAUCGAGAAACCUGAUCUUGAAAUCUCUGUUCACGAGGUCCGUAUUCGUAAUCAAGUAAUAUACCUUGACCCACCAGUUGAAGAAGCUAGAGCUAAUUGGUAUAACCAAUUACAUGAAUGGCUUGCAAUCGUAUGUAAUUUACCAAGAAUUCAAAGUUCUCGAUAUGAAAUUUAUUUACAAGUCAACGGGUCUGCUCCCAAUGAAACUAGUUAUUCUGAUUUAUUAACUCAAAUUCCUGAAGCUGCUCUUAAAAAAGCUUAUGAUGUUGUUGAAGAAAAAUUAAAAGAAAUGAAUGAAUACGUUAAUAUUUGGUUUCAGUUCCAAUCUUUAUGGGACUUGGAAGAUAAUCAGGUUUAUUCAUAUCUUGGCGACGAUCUUGAGAAAUGGCAAAAAAUCCUUACAGAAAUUCAAAAUUCUCGAUCAACUUUUGAUAAUCCUGAGACGUCAUGUUCAUUUGGUCCUAUAGUUGUCAAAUACGAACAAGCACAAAACAGAGUUAAUGAGAAGUAUGAGAGAUGGCAACGUGACGUUCUCAAUAAAUUCAGCACUAAACUUGGAGAAUUUAUGCGAGACUUUAAUGCUUCUAUUUCUCAUGCUCGUAGUGAUCUUGAAAAUCAAAGAAUGGAAAGCAACGGUACAGGUGAAGCGGUUAACCUGAUCACAUUUGUACAAGAUCUUAAACGUAAAGUUACAAAAUGGGAUCAAGAUGUUGAAUUAUUUCGUAAAGGUCAAAAAACUCUUAUUAGACAAAGAUAUCAAUUUCCUAGUGACUGGUUGUAUGUUGAACAAAUUGAAGGCGAAUGGAGUGCUUUUAAUGAAAUUUUAACAAGAAAGAAUAGCGCAAUUCAAGAACAAAUUGAUGGGUUACGAGAAAAAGUAGUUAAAGAAGAUAAAAUCAUUGAAACUAAAAUUAAAGAGAUUGAUGUAGAAUGGAACAAUAGUAAACCAAUUCAAGGAGAUAUCAAACCAGAUGUUGCUAUCAAUCUUCUUAGAGUUUUUACGACACGUGUUACUAAACUUAAUGAAGAAUAUGGUAUGGUUUGUCGUGCUAAAGAAGCUCUUGAUAUGGCAUUGUCGCCUGAAGACAAACUUGAUAAUAUUCUUGAAGAGCUUGAAGAUCUUAAAACAGUCUGGGAGGCUCUAGCAAACAUUUGGCAGAAGAUUAACGUUCUCAGAGAAAAAUUGUGGACAUCUAUUUCUCCACGUAAAAUCAGACAAGAAUUGGAUCAUUUUAUCGCUGAAACCAAAGAUUUACCAAGUCGCGUCAGAACUUAUGCUGCAUUUGAUUUUACUCAGGAUACAUUAAAAGAAUACAUUAAAGUUAAUCCAAUUCUUUCUGAACUCAAAUCAGAAGCAUUGAAAGAUCGUCAUUGGAAGCAAUUGUUUAAAGCAUUGCGCGUUGAAAAACAUUUCCUUUUGCCUGAGAUGACUGUCGGUAAUGUUUGGGAAUUGGAUCUUAAAAAGAAUGAUCAAAUUAUUAAAGAUAUUGUCACUCAAGCUUCAGGUGAAUUGGCUCUUGAAGAAUUCUUGAAACAGGUCAAAGAAACAUGGACAAGUUAUAUUUUAGAAUUAGUUAAUUAUCAAAAUAAAUGUCGUUUGAUCAAAGGAUGGGAUGAUUUAUUCACUAAAUGUGGUGAACAUUUAAAUUCCUUGACUGCAAUGAAAAUGUCACCUUACUAUAAAACAUUUGAGGAAGAGGCUGCUAGUUGGGAAGAUAAAUUGAAUAGAAUUCAUCUUUUAUUUGAUGUUUGGAUUGAUGUGCAGCGUCAGUGGGUUUAUCUUGAGGGUAUUUUUAGUGGUAGUGCUGACAUUAAACACUUAUUGCCUGUUGAAUCACAAAGAUUCCAAAAUAUAGAUACAGAAUUUUUAACAGUAAUGAAGAAAGUGUACAAAUCACCAUAUAUAGUUGAUGUAUUAAAUAUUCAAAAUGUGCAAAAAUCAUUAGAACGUUUGGCGGAUCUACUGAGUAAAAUUCAAAAGGCUCUUGGUGAAUACCUUGAACGUGAACGUUCUUCAUUUCCUCGGUUCUACUUUGUUGGGGAUGAGGAUUUACUUGAAAUUAUCGGUAACAGUAAAGAUGUUUUAAGAAUCCAAAAACACUUCAAGAAAAUGUUUGCUGGUAUUUCCAAUAUUUUGUUAAAUGAAGAUAACACAAUAAUUACUGGUAUGGCUUCACGCGAAGACGAAAAAGUUAUGUUUAAACACCCAAUAUCACUUAAAGAAAAUCCAAAAAUUAAUGAUUGGCUCACAUUAAUUGAAAAAGAAAUGAGAGUUUCUCUUGCUGAAUGGUUGACAGAAGCUUUUAGUAAGCUUGGCGAAUUUUAUCUUGCUGAUCAGCUAGAUACUCCAAUAUUUUUACAAUGGAUUGAUAAAUAUCCUACACAACUGGUGGUUGUUGCAUCUCAAAUAAUCUGGACCCAAUCUGUUGAAAAAGCUUUAACAACAAUGGAACAGACUGAUCGUAAUGAUUCUACACCAUUAAACAAUUCACUCCAAUUAUGUCUUCGUGCAUUAGAUGUUUUAGCUGAUACAGUGCUUCAAGAGUUGCCACAAACCCAAAGAAAAAAAUGUGAACAUCUUGUUACUGAAAUUGUACAUCAACGUGAUCUUAUUCGUCAACUUAUCAAAAAUAAAACUUCAUCAGCAAAAGAUUUUGAAUGGUUAUAUCAAAUGAGAUUUUACUUUAAUUCCAGUUUAGAGGAUUCUUUAUCACGUUUAACAAUCAAAAUGGCAAAUGCACAAUUCCAUUAUGGUUAUGAAUAUCUUGGCGUACCUGAUCGUUUAGUACAAACACCUCUUACCGAUCGUUGUUACCUUACUUUAACGCAAGCUUUGGAAGGAAGAUUAGGGGGGAGUCCUUUUGGACGCAACGGCGUAUGCACUGGCAAAUGUUGGGGAAAAGGAACCAAAUUUCUUAUGUAUAAUGGCACUGAGAAAGCCGUCGAAGAGAUCGUGGUUGGCGAUAAACUUAUGGGAGAUGAUAGUACAGCUAGAAACGUUCAUUCAAUAACUCGUGGUGUUGGUCAAAUGUAUAAGAUUGUUCCUAAUAAAAAAUCACCAGCUCAACCAUUUACAUGUAAUGAUGAACAUAUUUUAGUACUUGUAAUUUCCGAGAAACCAAAAGUACGACAUGAAAACUCUGCAAAUGGUCCAUGUUACAAAAUUAGAUGGUAUUCUCAUGAUCCAACUACGAAUUGUAUUAAACUUAAUCAGAAAACAUUCAAAUAUGAAUUGGAUAAUUCAAUUGAUAAAAAAGUCAAACAAAACCAAGCCUUUUCUUACUGUUCUCAAGUUCCUGAUCUGACUAAUGGUAAAUUCAAAUGGGAAGUUAGUAUUAAAGAAUUUUUGAAUCAUAAAAAAUCAAUUCAAAAAGCUUGUAGAAUGUACAAACCUUCAGAAGUACAUUUCUCGACAUUAAAUGGUAAUUUCAAAAAAGUUCUUGAUGAUGUAAUUGGUUUCGAUUCAACAGAUGAACAAGUCAAAUCAUUUGCAUGGCUUAUUGGUGCAUGGAUUGCUGGUGGAUUUGAGAAAUCAGUUUCCACUUCUGCGAAAAUUGUAAAAAAUGACAUGACCAAUAAGUUAGAAGAGUGUGGCAAGUUUCUCGGAUUGAAACUUGAAUUUUAUAGGUAUAACAAUGAAUUGUAUGGUGGAGCAAUUAAAAUUUAUAACAAGUUCCUUAAUGAUCAAAGCUGUUUCGAAAAACUAUUGAGAAAAUUAAAUAUUUUAAACAAAAAAAAUAUUCCAACUGAAAUGAUAAUGGAUGAUAUUGAAACAGUUCGUUUGCCACUUCUUGGUGGUCUUCUUGACACAAGUAGCUAUUAUGUUGAAGGCAGAGAAUUCUUGUUUGAUAAGGAAAGAAGACAUAUUGCAGAAUCUGUUGCCCGUAUUGCUAAUCUUUCAGGUUUCUGUGUAAACAACUUGAAUUUAAUUAAAGAUGAAAGAAGCCCUUUAUGUGAAUCAAAAAAUAAUAACAUGACAAACGAUAAUGAUAUCAAUUUAUUUAUUAAUGGUGGUGAUAUGAAAAAAAUUCCAUCAAUUAUUAUUAAUAAUAAUAAUCAAUGCAAGUUACAAAUCCUUGAUAAUUCAUCUGUUGGUGAUUACGCUUGGGAAUUCAUGAUCGAAACAUUAGAAAAUGAUAGUUAUUAUGGAUUUACUGUAGAUGGAAAUCGUAGAAUGCUUCUUCGUGAUUUAACAGUCACUCAUAAUACUGAAUCUGUCAAAGCGCUUGGUGUACAACUUGGUAGAUUUGUUCUUGUAUUUUGCUGCGACGAAAAUUUCGAUUUCCAAGCUAUGGGUCGUAUCUUUGUAGGUCUUUGUCAAGUAGGAGCAUGGGGAUGUUUUGAUGAAUUCAAUCGUUUGGAAGAAAGAAUUUUAUCAGCCGUAUCACAACAAGUACAAACAAUUCAACUUGGCUUGAAAGCAAUAGUUGACAAUCCUAGUGCAGAAGUAGAAAUUGUAGGGAAGAAUCUUAGAGUCAAUUCAAAUACUGGUAUAUUCAUUACAAUGAAUCCCGGAUAUGCUGGUCGAUCUAAUUUACCCGAUAACUUGAAGAAAUUAUUUAGAAGUAUUGCCAUGACAAAACCAGAUCGUGAACUUAUAGCACAAGUGAUGUUGUAUUCUCAAGGUUUCCGUACAGCUGAAAUUUUAGCAUCAAAAGUAGUACCACUAUUCAAUCUUUGUGCUGAACAAUUGUCACCACAGGCACAUUACGAUUUUGGUCUAAGAGCUUUGAAGAGUGUACUUGUCAGUGCUGGUAAUUUAAAACGUGAACGCCUUCAAACUUUAAGAGGAUUGAUUAAGUCUGGUGAAAAGGACCCUUCAGAAAAUAUAAAGAUCUCUGAACCGAUACCUGAACAAGAAAUUUUAAUUCAAAGUGUUCGAGAAACUAUUGUUCCUAAACUAGUUGCAGAUGAUAUUCCAUUAUUAACCAGGUAUGCAAAUAUUUAUUUAAUCCCAGACCAUCUUACUGCUGAAAUUAGAAAUGUGUGUGAAGAAAAACGUCUUCUUGAUGGCCAAAUGUGGAUGGAAAAAGUGCUUCAACUUUACCAAAUUCAAAACAUUCAUCAUGGUUUGAUGAUGGUGGGCCCAUCUGGAUCUGGAAAAUCAUUAGCUUGGAAAGUGCUAUUGGAAGCAUUAGGUCGUGUUGAAGGUGUUGAAGGAAUAUCAUAUGUUAUUGAUCCAAAAGCAGUUUCAAAAGAUGCUCUUUAUGGUAAUUUGGAUCAUACAACUCGUGAAUGGACCGAUGGUCUUUUUACUCAUAUAUUGAGAAAAAUUAUUGAUAAUGUGCGUGGUGAAAAAGUAAAAAGACAUUGGAUUAUAUUUGAUGGUGAUGUGGAUCCAGAAUGGGUAGAAAAUUUGAACAGUGUGUUGGAUGACAAUAGAUUAUUGACAUUACCUAAUGGUGAACGUCUGGGUUUACCAGGAAAUGUAAGAAUUAUGUUUGAGGUAGAAAAUUUGAAAUAUGCAACAUUAGCUACUGUUAGUCGUUGUGGUAUGGUAUGGUUUAGUGAAGAGAUUGUAACACUUAAGAUGAUCUACAGUAAUUAUUUGGAAACUCUUAAAAAUAUGCCAAUGGAUGAUAAUGAAGAGGAUGGUAUAACAACUAUAAGAAGAAGCGAUAGCGCUGAAGAAAACAAUUCACCACACAUGGGUACUCAGCGUGCUAUUGCCGCUAUACUUUCUAAACACCUUACUGAAGAUGGACUGGUUACUAAAGCUCUUGAAUAUGCAGAAAAAUUGGAACAUAUUAUGGAUUUCACAAGGAUGCGUGUAUUAACAACUUUAUUCUCAUUAUUAAACAAAACAGUAAGAAAUGUUAUUGAAUACAAUGUGCAGCAUCCUGAUUUCCCAAUGACUCCUGAUCAUAUGGAAAAUUAUGUAGUAAAACGUUUGAUACUUGGUAUUAUUUGGAGUUUCUCUGGUGAUGCCAAACUUGAGUUACGUUCAAAAUUUGGUGAUUAUAUUCGUGGAAUUGCAACAAUUGACUUACCUCCUCUACAGAAUGGAUUCUCUAUCAUAGAUUAUGACGUACAAAUUAAUAAUGGUGAAUGGGUAUCAUGGACCGGAAAAGUCCCUACAAUUGAAAUUGAAACUCAUAAGGUUGCAGAAGCUGACAUAGUUAUCCCAACAAUCGACACUGUAAGACAUGAAGAAGUAUUAUACUCGUGGCUUUCGGAGCACAAACCUUUGAUGCUUUGCGGUCCUCCAGGUUCAGGAAAAACAAUGACUCUUUUCAGUGCACUUAGAAAAUUACCUGACAUGGAAGUUGUUGGCCUCAAUUUCUCAAGCGCCACAACUCCUGAGCUAAUUCUUAAAACUUUUGAACAAUAUUGUGAAUAUAGAAAAACAUUAAAUGGUGUUAUUUUAUCUCCUGUUUCAAUUGGUCGUUGGAUAGUAGUCUUCUGUGAUGAAAUUAAUUUACCUGCAACUGAUAAAUAUGGCACACAACGUGUUAUCUCCUUCCUGAGACAAUUGGUAGAAUGUGGUGGUUAUUGGAGAACCUCUGAUAAAUCAUGGGUUAGACUUGAAAGAAUUCAAUUUGUUGGUGCAUGUAAUCCUCCCACUGAUCCUGGUCGAGUUCCUCUAACACACAGAUUCCUUCGACAUGCACCUUUGAUUAUGGUUGAUUAUCCUGGUGAAAUUUCUCUCAACCAAAUUUAUGGAACCUUCUCACGUGCUAUGUUAAAAGUUGUUCCAGCACUCCGUGCAUAUGCUGAAAAUCUCACUUCUUCAAUGGUAGAAUUUUAUUUGAUGUCUCAAAAAAGAUUUACACCUGAUAUUCAAGCACAUUAUAUUUAUUCACCCCGUGAAUUGACAAGAUGGAUGAGAGGUAUAUAUGAAGCCAUUAAACCCAUGGAAACUCUUUCUCUUGAAGGGUUAAUUAGAAUUUGGGCACAUGAAGCUCUUCGUCUAUUCCAAGAUCGUCUUGUUACCGAAGAUGAAAGAAGAUGGACUGAUGAAAAUAUUGAUGCGAUUGCUUUGAAACACUUUCCCAAUUUAAAUCAACCUGAUGCUUUAUCAAGACCAAUUUUAUUCUCAAACUGGUUAUCUAGAUAUUAUACCCCAGUUGAACGUGAAGAAUUGCGUGAUUAUGUCAAGGCUAGACUCAAAGUAUUUUACGAAGAAGAAUUGGAUGUUCCACUUGUAUUAUUCAAUGAUGUGUUGGAUCAUGUCUUAAGAAUUGAUCGUGUGUUCCGUCAAAUGCAAGGACAUUUGCUCUUAAUUGGUGUAAGUGGUUCUGGUAAAACAACAUUAUCCAGAUUUGUUGCUUGGAUGAAUGGUUUGAGUGUAUUCCAAAUUAAAGCUCAUAAUAAAUACACUGGUGAAGAUUUUGAUGAAGAUUUGAGAACAGUUUUAAGACGAUCUGGUUGUAAAGGUGAAAAAAUCUGUUUCAUAUUGGAUGAAUCCAAUGUAUUAGAUUCUGGUUUCUUGGAACGUAUGAAUACACUCCUGGCAAACGCUGAAGUUCCUGGAUUGUUUGAAGGUGAUGAAUUUAAUACAUUGAUGACUGGUUGUAAAGAAGGAUCUCAAAGAGAAGGAUUAAUGUUAGAUUCGCCUGAGGAAUUGUAUAAAUGGUUUACACAACAAGUAAUGAAAAAUCUACAUGUCGUAUUCACAAUGAAUCCACCAGAAGGUGGUUUAGCUUCACGAGCUGCAACAUCACCAGCUUUGUUCAAUCGUUGUGUGCUUGAUUGGUUUGGCGAUUGGUCAGACCAAGCUUUUUUCCAAGUUGGUAUGGAGUUUACUCAAAGUUUAGAUUUGGAUCUUACAAGUUACUCUCCUCCAUCCAAUUUCCCAGUUGCAUAUCGGUCAUUAUCAUUACCACCAACACAUCGUAAUGCUGUUGUCAAUGCAUUUGUUUUUGUUCAUCAAUCACUUUAUGAAAUCAAUGCCAAGUUGAGUAAACGUCAAGGAAAAUAUAAUUAUGUUACACCACGUCAUUUCUUGGACUUUAUUAAUCACUAUGUAAAAUUAUUUAAUGAAAAACGUGAAGAUUUGGAAGAACAACAACGCCAUUUAAAUAUUGGUUUAGAGAAAUUGAGAGAUACGGUGGUUAAAGUGGAAGAAUUGAAAAAGAGUUUAAGCAUCAAAGAAAAAGAAUUAAAAAUAAAAGAUAUAGAAGCCAAUGAAAAAUUGAAUAAAAUGGUUAAGGAUCAAAGAACAGCAGAAAAAAAUGAGAAAGAAUCGAGACAAAUUCAUACAGCUGUUGAAAUUCAAAAUAAAGAAAUCGAGGAAAGACGUGCUAUUGCUUUAAGAGAUAUUGAAAAUGCACAACCUGCUGUGGAAGAAGCCAAAAGAAGUGUACAAGGUAUUAGGAAAACACAAUUAACUGAAGUUCGUUCAAUGGCCAAUCCACCAGAAGCUGUGAAACUUGCUAUGACAUCUGUUUGUACCUUACUUGGAUUUCAGAUUGAUGGCUGGAAAGCUGUUCAAGGAGCUAUUCGUAGAGAGGAUUUCAUUUCUAGUAUUGUAAAUUUUGAUACAGAAAAAAACAUGACCAAAAGCCUUAGAGACAAGAUGAGGAAUGAAUUUUUAAGCAAUAAAUCAUACAAUUACGAAUUGGUUAACAGAGCUAGUAAAGCUUGUGGACCUUUGGUCAAAUGGGUAGAGGCACAAGUUAUUUAUUCAGAUAUUUUAGAUCGUGUUGCGCCAUUACGCCAUGAAGAAACAGUGGCAACGAUUGCAGUCUAUAAAGAUGAAUAUGGUGUUAUAAUGAAAGAAUGUGGAUACAUCAAAGAUGAAAUGAUACAAGUCAAAGACAAGGUUGAUCGUAGUUUGAAACUUCUUAGUAGUUUAUCAUCAGAAAAACAAAGAUGGGAAAGCGGUAGUCAGACAUUUGAAACACAAAUGGGAACCAUUGUUGGUGAUGUAUUACUCUCUGCAGCAUUCCUUGCUUAUGGAGGUUACUUUGAUCAACAAUACCGUGAAAUUUUAUUGAACAAAUUGACAAACCACCUUAUUAGUGCUAAUAUUCAAUUUAAACAAGAACUAUCAUUGACUGAAUAUUUAUCAACAGCUGAUAAUCGCCUUUCUUGGCAAGCUAAUUCACUUCCAGCAGAUGACCUUUGUACAGAGAAUGCUAUCAUGCUUAAACGUUUUAACAGAUAUCCACUUAUAAUCGAUCCAUCAGGUCAAGCAUCUGCAUUCUUAAUGAAUGAAUUUAAAGAAAAGAAGAUUACCGUAACCAGUUUCUUGGAUGAUUCGUUUAUCAAGAAUUUAGAAAGUGCUCUUCGUUUUGGUAAUCCAUUACUUAUCCAAGAUGUAGAACAUUUAGAUCCUAUUCUUAACGCAGUAUUAAAUAAAGAAUUAAGACGUACUGGUGGCCGUGUAUUGAUUCGUUUAGGUGGACAAGAUAUUGACUUUUCACCAUCAUUUACACUCUUCCUCUCAACUCGUGAUCCAUCAGUGAACUUCCCACCAGAUGUUUGCAGUAGGGUUACCUUUGUUAACUUUACAGUAACACACAGCAGUUUACAAAGUCAAUGUCUCAACCAAGUUCUUAAAGUUGAAAGACCUGAUACAGAUAAGAAAAGAACUGAUUUGAUUAAACUUCAAGGUGAAUUCAGAUUAAAAUUAAGACAUCUUGAAAAAUCUUUGUUGCAAGCUUUGAAUGAGUCAAAAGGAAAUAUUUUGGAUGAUGGUAAAGUGUUAGAAACUUUAGAAACGUUGAAAAAAGAAGCAGCAGAAAUAACUCGUAAAGUUGAAGAGACUGAAAGUAUUAUGAAAGAAGUAGAACAAGUUACUACAGAAUACACACCACUUGCACAAGCUUGCAGUUCGGUAUUCUUUGUAAUGGAGCAAAUGAAUUUAUUACACCAUUUCUAUCAAUUUUCACUUGAAUACUUUUAUGAAAUCUUCCAAUAUGUUCUUCAUGAAAACCCAAAUCUUAAAGGAGUAACCAAUAGUAAUGAAAGGUUAAUAAUUCUUAUGAAAGAUCUUUUCAAUGCUACUUUCCGUAGAGUCUCACGUGCUUUAUUACAUGAUGACUACAUCACUUUUGCAAUCUUAUUGGCACAAAUUAAACUUCGUGGUACUCAAGAACAAUUGGAUGAGGCCGAGUAUGAUUAUUUGUUAAGCGGUGGUGAUGUUGUUCCAGGAUCUAAAGUAAGCGCAAAGGAAUUAGGAUUUCCGGAAGGACUUUUUGACAGUGAUAUAUUAUGCCGUAUCAGAGAAUUCUCUACACUUCCAUGUUUCUCAGGCUUAACCAAAGAUAUUGCAAAUAAUAAAGAUGAUUGGAAAGACUUUUAUGAAUCAGAUCCAGCAGAGAAAUUUAUUCCUGUUUCAACUGUUAUUCAAUUAAGAAAAUUGUUGAUAAUUAAAUGUUUCCGUCCUGAUAGACUUAUAUCAGCUGUAGGUGAAUUUGUAUCAAUAGUGUUUGAUGCAGGGUUUAUUAAUCAAGCAGAAUUAGAUCUUAAAGCAAUGGUGUUAGAUGAAGUUAAUCCUACUACACCUAUUUCAUUAUGUUCUGUUCCUGGAUAUGAUGCAAGUUAUCGUGUAGAUAAUCUUGUAGCAGAAGUUCAUGUUAGAUGUAAAUCGGUUGCAAUGGGUUCACAAGAAGGUUUUGCAUUAGCAGAUCAAGCAAUUACAACAUCAAUUAAAAAUGGUGAAUGGGUAUUAUUGAAGAAUGUACAUCUUGCACCAUCAUGGCUUGGACAUUUAGAGAAAAAAUUACAUAGUAUGAACGCCCAUAGGAACUUUAGAUUGUUCCUUACCAUGGAAACAAAUCCAAAAGUACCAGUUAAUUUGUUACGUCUUUCUCGUAUAUUGAUGUUUGAACCACCACCAGGAAUUAAAGCCAAUCUUCAAGAAUCACUUAAAAGCAUACCACACAGUCGUAUUUCAAAAGGCCCGACUGAAAGAGUUCGUUUGUACUUUUUACUUUCAUGGUUACAUGCAAUUGUUCAAGAAAGGCUACGAUAUGUACCACUUGGUUGGACCAAGAUUUAUGAAUUUAAUGACUCAGAUCAAGAUUUUGCAAUUAAUACUAUUGAUGCAUGGUUAGACAGCGUUGCUCAAGGCAGAACAAACAUAUCACCUGAUAAAAUUCCAUGGGAUGCUAUUCGUACAUUAAUAUCAAUAGUGGCUUAUGGUGGUCGUGUUGACAAUGAAUUUGAUAAACGGUUGUUAGAGAAUUUUGUUGGCAAUCUAUUCACACCAGCUUCAUACGAUUUAAGCUUCCCUCUUGUAAAAUCAUCUGAUGAUAGUGAAAAAUUAUUGAUACCUGAAGGUUCUAAAAUAGAUCAAUUUAUGGAAUGGGUUAAUAAAUUACCAGAUAAUGAACCACCAUCGUGGUUAGCAAAUGCAAUGCUUGUCAAAAUUCGUAAGAUGAAGAGCUUAUCUGAUGAUGAUGAAGUUGUAUAUGCUCAAGAAGCUAGUUCACAGUCAUCUGGAGCAUAUUCACAACCAGCUUGGAUGCGUGCAUUAUAUACCACUGUUGAUAAUUGGUUGAAGAUAUUGCCAAAAACUCUAUCACCCAUGAAACGUACCGCAGAAAGUAUCAAGAAUCCAUUAUUCCGAUUCUUUGAUCGUGAGAAUCAAAUUGGAUGCAACUUAUUGAACAAAAUCCAACAAGACUUGAGUGAUAUUAAAUUGGUUUGCGAAGGUCAAUUAAAACAAACAAAUCAUUUACGUAUGUUGCUUAACUAUUUAACAAAAGUACCAAAAACCACUUCAUUGAAUCAUUGGGUAGCAGAUUUCAAAAGUCGUUUGCAACAACUUGAAAAUAUAACUAAAGAAAGCGAUUACACAAGUUUGGAAGUUUGGCUUGGUGGACUUUUUAUGCCAGAAGCAUACAUUACAGCUACUAGACAAGCAGUAGCACAAAAACAUAGGUGGUCACUUGAAGAAUUGAAAUUAGAGGUUGAUUUAAACACUAGUGGUUCUCCUAAUUCAUUUGCAGUAUCAGGUAUGAAACUUGCUGGUGCACAAUAUAAAAAUCAACAAGUUCAACUUAUAACAAACCCAAUGACUAAAUUGGAACUUUCACAAAUUCGAUGGAUAUUAAAAACAGAAGCUACAGAAGCUACAGAGAAUAUAGUUAGUCUUCCAGUAUAUCUUAAUGAAGACCGAAGUGAUUUAUUGUUUGUUGUUGAUGCUAAUGUUAAGCCUUCAGAUAAACAAAUGAUUGCUCAACGUGGUGUUGCUAUUAUUGUUUAUUAA